AUGUCAACUGACACCAAACCCCUUUCCUGGGCCUUGGACGAAUUUUCAGAAUGCUACAGUGCCUUCAAGCUUCAGUCUUCGCUGGCCAACUUCUCAUUAGACCAAAUCAAACAAGAUUUGAAGGAAAUUUUGGUCGUUCCGGGCCGCAGCGAAAAGAGCCGUAAAACGCUCGCAGAUGGCGAAUCGGGAAAGCCAGUGCUUCUUCCUGGCGGCCAAGAGGUGGUCCUCAAUGCUGCGUUCAUUUCUGCAGCAAGCACUUUGGCCUUUGAGCUCGAAUUGGACGAGCUAUACACCGCCGAGUUGAUGUUCCAGGCAUUGGACACGUCGUUCCUGAAGGGCGCCGAUCCUGUCGAGGCGGGAACGUUGUUGUUCUUUCAAAGAUACCAGUAUAUAUUAAAUAUCUUGGGGUACCUAGUCGCAGAGCGCAAAUUGCACGCUGUUUUCGGCAAGGAUUGCGAGAAGCAGGUUCUUGCCAGCAUAUUGGCCAGCUAUAAGAAAAUCUACGCAUUGCUCCUGAUGCAGAACGACCUCAUCGAUAAACAGAGAGCCACUGCGGACGUCAACAACUUGCAGUUUGUCAACAAGAUCUGCUACGCCAAGAGACAGCUCUUCGAUCUACAUGACCUAUUGUCGCAGAUCUUGUGCACUUUGGUGGACUCAUACGCAGAGAGCUUGUCUAAUUUCGAUACCUACUCAACUCUCACGACUCAUAUCAACACCUACAUCAAAAGCGACGAGGACAUUUUCAUCUUGCAUUACAUUCCUUCCCUUGCUCGCAUUGUGACUUCUUUGGUGGACUCUCCAGAAGAUCAGGUUAAGAAAUUCCAUGGCUCUUUCACUCAAGACUUAAAGGCUGACUAUGCCAAGGUGAGCUCCGGCGACGGAUUGGAUCUCUCCAAGUCCACUCUUCGUAGCUAUACCCGUGUGGUGUACCUCAUGUUCUUCAUUACCUUCAUUCCAUGGUGCAAGCAGUCGCCGCAACGCACAAGUCAAUUCGACUUCGAAAAGGACAUUCUCAAACAGGUCGAGUGGCUCAUCAGCUAUGGAACCCUAGAGCAGCUUUUGUGCUAUUGCUCUGAAUCAAUGCGCUCGGAGACAAAAACGCUCAUAGAACAAGGAAAGCUUUUGGAGUUCAGACUUCUACUCCAAAGAUCUCACUCCUCCAUGUCAGCAGUUCAGCUUUUGCCAAAAGGAGCCGCCGAGUUGAUGCAUGCUGCCAAACAGCAUCCUCAAGCCACGAACCUCGUGAGCCUUCUUGAUGUUCUGUGCUUCAAGUUAUCGCCCACCAUGUGCGAUGACCUCUUAGCACCUUACUUCCAUACUUUCUUCAGUAGCUUCAUCAACCAUGCUGCCAUUGUUCUCACCCAGCUCCGCGAUAGUGAAGAAGAUUUUCUCCUAUCAUCCUCCAACAAAAAAGAGAUUGAAUCUGUUUCAGCAGCCUCAAAAAGCGAGCUCUCACAAUAUGCUGAAGACUUCAAUAAGUCUCACCGGGCUAACACGCUGGCGCAAACAAGCAUGCUGACAAGAACCGCUAAUCUGGAUAUUGACCUCGAUGAGCUCGCUACUUGUGCCGAACUCGAGAGGUUUUACAUGGCUUGUGUCUACACAUACAGUUACAGACCCGAAUUGUGUGAAUUGUUCUGGAACUCCGACGAUCAAAAUGUGAUGGGAUUCAUCACUUGGGGUUUGGAAAAUAACACUUCGCCAUUAAUUACUGCUACAUUUUGUCUUCUCCUUGGCAGUUUGACUUAUGGUUGCAGUGGUGCUAGUGUAAAAGUCUGGGAUUUGCUAGUGCAUUCUCAAGAUGGUUCUUUCAAGAAAAAUGACUACUCAAAGAUUUCAAUAGACUCAAUACUCAAUUCCUUGAGCUACUACGUCGACUCAUUGACCGAGAGCCUAGAAUCUGAAUUGAUUGUUUUCGCAAAACGUCAGCAAGAGAAGCUGGAGCACAUGUAUUCCGGAGAUAAUCAAACUUCGUCAAACUCAUCUUUGUCGACAGUUCAACUUUCAGACGACUCAGUGGCAUUUAUCUCAGGUUUUUUCAUGCUUUUGUCAACACUCAUUGAGAACUCUGGUACGGAUGACCAAGUCGGCAAAACUAUGAGGGAAUCAGCGUUCUCUCGAGUUCUCCCUACCAUAACAUCAUACUUGAGGCUCGAUAAUCUCAUUUCAGCUGCUAGAUCAUCACUGGCUGAGAAGAAGCUGAAAUUCAAGUUUUUUGACGAAGAAAAUCGGACCAUUCUCCUCAAUCUCAACUUCAACUUGUUGACCAGCUUUGCCAAAUUUGAGAGCUUGAAAAUAAAUUGCGAGAUAUGGAAUUUGGUUGACAAAUGGCUCUGUCAUUCGCUUCAAGAAGGGUCCAAUCCAUCAAAUAGUCAGCCCACAGAGACGACGAGAUAUGCGGGUGUCUCUAUCCCUAUUAAUUCUAGUGGACCAACAAAAAAUGAGCUCGCGAAAGUCAGAAACCUUAACGUUGGAAUCAAUAUGAAGGAGGCGUUCAGGAUUGCAUUUCAUAAUAUUUCUGAAAUUUCCAACUUUGUAAGGCUUUUGCAAAGAUUGCUUUUUACAUCAACACUGAAUGAUAAACCCGUUCUUCCUUAUCCUACAGAUCUUGGUGCUGCUUACCGUCACAAAAAACAGAUCGGCAUCUGGCCCUACAUUGAAUUUCUCAUCGCUGAAGUAUUCGAAAAAUCCACGGACCUCCCAGUGGUCGAGGCAAGGUUGUCCAUUCAAAGUGAUGUUCUUUCGAUCAUUGAAAACUCCCUCACGGCCAUUGACUGGGACUUGUACGAGGAACUUGCACCAAAGGUAUUUCCUAAUGCAGCUCCGCAAAAUCCAUUCGCACUGGGAUUGUCCGUCAACGGAACAGAGGUCUCGUUGUCUUAUCACAAUUUCAUUCGCCUUCACCAUUCACUAGCAAUUCUCAACUACUUAUUUGAUAUAGGAGCGUGCAGAGCCUUGUUUGAAAUUAUUAAUAUUGGCGAUGAAAUUAAUACUAAUCAUGAGACCGGUCUUCUGGUUGCCAGAGCUUUGAGUUGUGUGGAUAAGAUCUUAGGAGUCCAAUCGACCUUCAUUCGCAAGCUAUUACCUGUGCUACAAAACAUGGACGGAACACAUUCUCAAAGCGCAAAUCCAAUGGGAUACGGUACUAGCAUGAGUCUCAUGCUUUCUACUAACUCAAAACUUUACGAAAAUGUGUAUUAUCCGCCUAAUCUUGGCACCAAGGGCUUGAGUGACUUUUUCGACGUUAUGCUUAUUAACAUUACAAGUGUUGUGCAAGUGGCCAUGUAUGUUGGAAGUGCGAGUCAAGAUAUUGUGAAGCCUGCGCUCAGCAUAUUGAACAAGCUAGCAACUGCCCCAGUUUUCAAUCGAAGUUCAAACAUCUCUAACGACAACCUUUUACUGAACAAUCGUCUUCUUAGCAUCUUUGAGGGAAUAGAUGAAUCUGAUCGCCUCAAGUUUAGUUUUCUUCAACAAGUGGAGUCAAGCAACACUUCUUUGGAAACAAAGCUUGACAUAUUAUCAUUCAUUCAUGCCAGAUUAGUUGGCGCCAAAACUAUGACAAUUGGGCAUUUUCUUCUUGGCUUCGUUGCUAAAGCAGGUAACUUGUUUCUCGAUCCUGCUGAGAAAGAAGUUGGAUUGUUUCAUGGACUUGUUGAUUUGUUGAGAUCGGCAAUAGACCAUACUUCGAUGGUGAACAAUUCAACUAAUGCUCAACAAAUUAUCUCGUACGGACCUGCCAAACUCACCUGCCUUAUAUUGAAAAUCAUCGUCGAGCUUUGCCGCAACCCUAUCACUUCAAGGAGUGCAUUACCGUACUUGCGUGAAUUCGACCUUCUCGAAAAAUUCCUUGCUUCACAGAUACGGAUCGACGAAUACACCAUUUGGGAUACCAAACGGUUCGAUGGUGAUAUCCAAGAGAACUAUUCGAAUGCUUUUGUACAAGAUCCUCUUGCUCGAGAAACUUUCCUAAGCUACAUUGAAAGUCAAAACUUAAUCCUUCAAUACUUUUCAUUUGAGGUGCACAACAAUAAAUCCAUUGCAAGAAGGGAACGCUAUAUGAAUUUGCUCCUCAAUGGAACAGAGUUCUUCAAUGGCACGCCUAAAAUCCUAGAGUUCUUGGACAUCUCCAGUUUCCAAUUGUAUAACAUUGAGGAUUUCAAGCUCAAAGAAUUUGAAAAGAAUUACAAUUUGGGUGCCUUGGUCCAGGAGUUAUGCCAGGAUGAGGAGUUGGGUAAGAUGAGAAUUGAUGUCCUCGAAAGAGUCAGUAAAUUUGUUUCCCAAGCCACUUUCAAAGUCUCGUACGGAGAACAAGGAGCACCAGCCACGAUGAGCAGAGAAAUUGUACUCGUCGAUGCAGUUGCUGAGGCACAAAAGGUGAGCAAGUCGCUAAUUCAAGUCAUUCUUGCACUUGAGAUUAAAGCACUUCACUCUCGGUCGUUGCAUUCUUGGGCACAAUUGAUUCAAGUGUUGACGAAGGAGGGACUGCGCGACAAAGGUGCAUUGAUUCUCCAAGUCCUCCAAAUUGUGCUCCCAAAAAUCAACAACGACUACUAUGAGCGGGACAUUCUGUUCGCCGAGGAGUUAAUCUCGUUAUGUCUGUUCCUAUGCGACAUCUACGAAAAGGAAGCUUGUGAAGUGGCUCACGGCAAUGAUCACGGAUUGCAUAGGCUUCUCCCACUUCUCAAGACUUGUUUCAAGGGUCUUGCCAGCUCAAAUUCGACUGUCAAUUUAAGAUCUAACAUCUACCUUAUUCUCAACAAAUUCUUACAAGCCGGUAUCAAGUCAGCCGAAAUGAUAAAACAGAUUUCGGCAUGUAUGUCUUCUACGACGAACAAAAUGGUUGAUGUUAUUUGCAACGAUUGUGUCCACUCCGAGGGUGUAUUACGAAUUAGCUCUAUAAUCUGCCUCGAGUCAUUGGUGCAUUUACUGAACAUGGAAAAGUCACAAGGGAUUCUCAAUAUUCUUGUCAAAAACAACUCGAUCUCAUUGCUUGCUCGGUCAUUGAAACGCGCAGAUGAAAUCAUUAGCGACUGCGGCGACAGUAAUAACAAAAGUAUUAAUAACAACAGCGGGGCCGGUGCCGCUCACAAAAACAAUGCCUACAAACCGAACGCAAACGGCACUCAAAACCCUUACAUUUACAGUGCCCAGAAGUUGGACCAAAUACCGACCGAAAAUGGAAAUGGCAACCAUAACUCCACCGUUGCCGUUGCCAAAUCCUGUAGGAAGUCGGGGAUUAGCAUUGACACCCUUCUAUAUGAACUCACGGCGCUUAAGACUACCCUCUACCUCUUGAUCCGAAUUGGCCAAACAAAGGCAGGAGCAUCACAGUUAGUUCAAAAUGAGAUCUUCCCCAUCAUCCGGAGGUUACAGUUUCUCGCUGUGGAUGUAGACCUUGGCAUGGAGUUUUACAUUGAGGGCGCAGAUGGAGGUAUUGACAAUGCCGCCAUUCGAUUGUCACUUGAUGUCCCCAUAACGCUCCGAGACAUCAACUAUCGCCGAAACAUCGUUGGCGGUUAUGAUGGUAACGAGGCGAUUUGGGAAGGAGAUGACCAAAACAACAGCGGUAAAAAUGGAUCUGCUAACCGAGGAGCUACCAAUUCGGGCAAAAGUUUGUCCUACUACGAGCUUCUUGUGCCGGUUUUUCAGUUAGUUGCUACGAUAUUAGUCUCGGGCGGUCCUUCAUACAGGCCUGGUGUAGGACAAGCUGAGCAGCUCUUGCAGCAAUUCCGGCCAUUGGUGCAGGCGAUCAUGAAGAGAGAUGCGAUCAUGGCGACCAUUGGUCAGAGUGCGAAUGGCGUGGCUACUGGAAGCCCUGAGUUUGCUUCUGAGGGGCUCCCCGAAAUGGUCAACCUCUUCACCCUCAUCCACAGUGUAUUGGCCAGUUCGGAACAAUAA
This is a messenger RNA of Australozyma saopauloensis, 5901 nucleotides long. RefSeq lists its product as uncharacterized. The record is from RefSeq and is a predicted model, not a curated record. Lineage: Eukaryota; Fungi; Ascomycota; Pichiomycetes; Serinales; Metschnikowiaceae. Gene Ontology annotation, cellular component: nuclear pore. Bases 1 to 5901 code for a protein of 1966 amino acids. The transcript has a single exon.